GACUAACGUUAAAACACCACCGAAAAAAAAAGACGAAGUGAAUGCAUGUCGAAUUGUCGAGUAAACUGACGUGGCCCGGUUGAUACAAUCUGGGAACUUAAAUGAUAUUUAAUUUGUUUAGUGUUCAAAUUAUUUUUUCAUUAUUUGAGGUGUGUGGUGUGGAAUGUGUUGAGACGUAGUUCAGGGCAGUUGAAGUAAAACAAGUUAUUUUCCAUUUUUGUAACAAAGCUUCAAGAAAAAUGCUUCAGAGCUUAUUUGACGAUGUAAAGCGUAUGAAUAAACGCCAGUUCCUGUACCAGGUUCUGAGUUUUGGCAUGAUUGUGUCCUCGGCACUGAUGAUAUGGAAGGGUCUGAUGGUGGUCACAGGAAGCGAGAGCCCUAUCGUCGUUGUUUUAAGCGGCAGCAUGGAGCCAGCGUUCCACAGAGGAGACCUGCUGUUCCUCACCAACUACAAGGAGGAGCCUGUGAGGGUGGGAGAGAUCGUGGUCUUCAAGGUCGAAGGUCGUGACAUCCCGAUUGUCCACAGAGUUCUCAAGCUGCAUGAAAAGAACAACGGCACGGUGAAGUUCCUGACCAAGGGGGACAACAACAGCGUGGACGACCGAGGACUGUACGCCCCCGGCCAGCUGUGGCUCACCAAGAGGGACGUGGUGGGGCGGGCUCGGGGCUUCCUGCCCUAUGUCGGCAUGGUCACCAUCUACAUGAACGAGUACCCCAAGUUCAAGUAUGCUGUCUUGGCAUGUCUGGGUAUGUAUGUCCUUAUACAUCGAGAAUAACCUCCGGAGGUGGAAGCCAGACUCACAGAAUGUGAACUCUACAUUUUAUGAUUGAUUCUUCCUUCAUGCAGUAACUUUAAGCACAUAUUUAUGUAAUUACUAGGCUUCUGCAAAUAUUUUUAUAUAUAUUUUUAAAAAUUCAAAUUUAAUAUUAAAUAAUUCAUGAAUAUUGAAUAUAGUUUGAAUCAAUUUUUAACAUACAAUGAAUUUGUUUUUCAUACAUCACAAGCAUCUGUGAAAAGUUAAUACAAAACGCAGUAAAAUGAAAUAAAAAAAAGCAUUACUUUUGGAACCAGAACCAUAAUAGAGUGGUGAAAAAUGUAAGAGGCUAAAAAACCUGGCAAUGGAUUUUGACCCAGUAAAAUUUUAAGUUGAAAAUGGGUUUGCUAGACUAACAUAUUAUAAUCUUAAAAAGAGAUUAUUUGAAUCAUUAUAACACCUACCUAUGUUGUUCUAUUUAAGACGCAUGUACAUAUGUACUAUGUUGCAAAAUACAAAUAUAAAUUUAUUAAUAAAUCAUUUCGACUUCAUACAUGUUGCACUCUUUUCAUUAAAUUUUUUGUAAAUGAGUUGGUAAUGAUUAUUAAAAAAUAAAACUAUUUUAUUUGAAAUGUCAUAUCCAAUGUCACUUCGCGAAUAUUGAAUAUUUUUUAAAUAUUUGCAGACCCUUAGUAACUAUCCAAAAUGGUUUUGUACGUUGAAAUAAAAAGAAAAUCUUCCAUAACAAAUGGUAUACAGUGAAAAGCAAAGAGUAAAAUGUGUAUGAUUUUAUAUGCAGAUGAAACUUGAUCACCUGUAAUUUUCAGCUAUAAUAUUUUAUUUUGUUCAUCUGCACUACUUCAAUUAUUGACAAAGAUAUUUAUUCUUAGCAGGUAAGUUUUCUUCAAAGUAGACAUACAGAGUUUUUUUUUUUUUUAGUAAUUUUAUUGCAUUUAAAUGUCAUUUUUGUGUCCUUUUAUCAUCCCAAUGCAUUUUGAGAAUUUCUACAGUCCUGCAGAAAAGUCUUAAGACUGUGGUCCCAUUUUGGUAAUUUUAUUACUAUUAUACCUCUCACUGUGUGGGACCCUCGAGAGUUUUGAUAUAGUUCAGGAGGAAGUAAGAUUCAUUUCUUGUUUAGAUAGGUUUCCAUUUUGUACUCUGGACAUUAUUCAGGACUGAAUGUGUGAUACCUGAUACAUGGUAUUGAAUGUUUUUCAUUUAUUUCGUAAGAGCAAUCUUUUAUUAUAAUAUUUUUUGUUGCUGUUUGUUAUCAUGAUCAUCCAUUCUCGUAAAGUAGGUCCUAGUAUGCUAUUGAACAGUCUAGGCAAGAUGGUGUACAUUUAUUGUUCGUUGAACAGUGUUGAACAAACAUCUGCAGUCUGGCCAUCGUUAAUUUACACUCCCCUUUAAGACCUGACUUUUUGUAAACGUAAAGAAAAAAAAAAUUUUAUGAUGUCAUGUUUGAUUUUUUUGUUUUGUUUUUAAUAAGGAAUUUUAAUGUUUGUUUUGGCUGAACUUCUUUAAAAAAAAAUUUAUGAACAAAAUAUAAUAAUUUUUUUGAACAUUGUGUCGGUGUGUAAUGUGUUACAGAGUUAAAUGUAGAUGUCUAGUCUUGUGGUAUGGUAUACAUGUCACUCACUAAACUCAUUUUGGCUAAAUAGAUUGAUAAAUGAUGACUUAAGUGAUAAAAUGUGAGAGGUGUUUUGAUGUGUGAAGUUGAGAACUGGUGACCUAAAUGUUGCAGUACACUGUCAGUUUUUCAUAAUAAAUGAUUGAAAAUGA
This is a messenger RNA of Bacillus rossius redtenbacheri, 2537 nucleotides long. It is a transcript of the gene twr, whose product is annotated as signal peptidase complex catalytic subunit SEC11A. The transcript is spliced from 5 exons. Lineage: Eukaryota; Metazoa; Arthropoda; Insecta; Phasmatodea; Bacillidae. The record is from RefSeq and is a predicted model, not a curated record. The coding region runs from base 240 to 776 and encodes 178 amino acids. Gene Ontology annotation, cellular component: membrane; signal peptidase complex. Gene Ontology annotation, molecular function: serine-type endopeptidase activity.